CACCGACCUCACUUCCCAACUACUCCAAACACCGACAUCCAGUCCAAAAGAUUACGGUCAGCUGUGAGCCGGAUCUUCCAGUCUGACAACCGCGAAACUGCACGCAUCAGCAAAGCAUCUCAAGAUGUUUGCGCAAGACUAUGUCCCUUUCGCGCCAGACACAGCACCAUCUACGGACGAGCGCAGUAUCCCACAACCCGCCCAUCUCGCGCGCAAGGCAUCAUCCGCCAGCAGUGCGUUCUUGCGAGAGCUUCUUGGGCCGGACAUAGCUCUCUCGAUCAUGCCUCCCGGCUGCCGCACUAUCGCUUUCUCGCAGUGGGGUGGCUUCACGGCAGCGCCCGAGCAGGUCACACCGACCGGAGAGCUGAAGGCCUCAGACCUGUACAUGGAUCGCGGGAUGACAUCCACCUUCAAUCCUCCGACGUCCGAAUUGUGUUUUCUGGGUGUGAAUCAGCCAAAGCCGGAUCCCAGAUACAAUGCGCAGCCCAUUCCAGACCUUCGCAAGCGCAAGCGGAGCUUAUCGACAAGCCUGGCGACUGUGAGUGAGCAAGUCGACCAGGGUGCCAGACCCAAGCCAACAACUUCGCCUGUCCGCUUCACCAGACAGACACUGAAGCGAGUAAACACGAGCUCCGAGCUUACGAGGUCGUUCGAGAUGGUGUCCAUCAAGGAAGAGAAUAAACAGACGUUGGCCGAAAAGUUCGCGUUCGAGGGACUCAUCUGUGAGGAUCUUCCGUCCGCAUUCGACUCCGACGACGAAGAAGAAGACCACGACAUCCGACAUGCUCGCUGAUGGAAACAUAAGAGCUCUUGGGCAUUACCGCCUGCUUCACGAUCAAGAGCUGUCGCAAAAGAUGGUCUGGGGGUGGAAUAGCAUCCACGGAACAAAAGCUUAUGAGCGCAUCGCAUGGGAGUUGAUUUCGUUGCAACG
Alternaria rosae is the source of this 931-nucleotide messenger RNA. RefSeq lists its product as uncharacterized. Bases 125 to 793 code for a protein of 222 amino acids. The transcript is spliced from 2 exons. The record is from RefSeq and is a predicted model, not a curated record. NCBI's taxonomy places the organism in Eukaryota, Fungi, Ascomycota, Dothideomycetes, Pleosporales, Pleosporaceae.